Messenger RNA from Anguilla anguilla (European eel), 3548 nucleotides. RefSeq names its product scaffold protein involved in DNA repair (gene spidr). Gene Ontology annotation, cellular component: nucleoplasm; nuclear chromosome. The transcript has 20 exons. The record is from RefSeq and is a predicted model, not a curated record. Gene Ontology annotation, biological process: regulation of establishment of protein localization to chromosome; double-strand break repair via homologous recombination. NCBI's taxonomy places the organism in Eukaryota, Metazoa, Chordata, Actinopteri, Anguilliformes, Anguillidae. Bases 150 to 2891 code for a protein of 913 amino acids.
ACAACCGCCGCGCCAAACAGAAACUUUCUAGAGAACUUGCGCCAAACGAACUAUGUCACCACGAACUACUUACAGAAUUACUCACAAAUUAUCUUGCUUGCUUUGCAGUACCUUGUCCUAUAUUUAGUAACUGCACGAAACUAGCUAGCAUGUCUAAUUUUGUAAAGCGUAAAAAAACUUCAAAAGAUAUACGAUGUUUAUUCUUUCCUGAUGAUGUUAACAACGGCUUUAAAAAAAGGAAACCUGUCGUGGGCAGAAGUAAGCCUUCCUCUUCAAUCAAGUCCUGGGAAAGAUGUGGAGAAGGUUUCUUGGGCACACCAACAGCAGAGAAACGUACUUCAAGGAAAAAUGUUAAAGCUGUAAGGCAAUUGGUACCAUCCUCAUCAGACCCAGUGAAGGGAAGUGCAGCGGGUGAGGUGGACAUUGUGUGGAACUCCAGUGAGAGUGAGAUGUCUGACAGCGAGAUGCCUCAACCCAGUGCAUUCACCGAGGGUCGUGGUGAACCUCAGAAAGAAGCCGUCAAGAACUCCUACAGGAGAUACCUCGGCUUGUUCAGCUCGGUCACUUCCCCCAACAAAGAAGAAGUUCGUAAGAUUGACUGGGACAGUGAUCUGACUGAUGAUGGGGAAGAAAUGGACAGUUUGGCUGAAAUCUCGGACUCUGAUUCUUCUUCAAAGGAACAAAAACGAUCACCAAAAGUCAUUUUGGCGCCAGAUGCAGAGAUUUCAGACUUCUCUGAUGGCGAGCGAGCCGAACACAUGGCCCAGGCCAGAUGUGAACACGUUUCCUGGAAACCAGGCGGGAGCAACACAAGGUCUGCCAGCGACUGGGUCAGGUCCGCGCAGGCGAUGUUGCGGACGCCUCAGAAACAACACGGCAGCCACAUCAAGUCCCCAGAAGACUCUGCUAAAAAGAAGAAAUUUCUAAGCGGGGGUCUGGCAGAAAGACUGAGUCGACUGCAGGGCCGACAGAGGUCCGCCAUCAGCUUCUGGAGGCACCAGUCCACCUCAGACUGUACCACCACAGCGGUUGGCAAAGCCGGUGUGCUAUCGCUGAAACUGCUGUCCGUCUGGGAGGACUGCGGCAUGCACGUGGCCGUGUGCCAGGGGGCAGAGGCCAGCGCCUCCCCCUGCCCGUCUGCCACAGGGCAGCUCCUGGUCCUCUUCUGCAGGGACACGGCGGGCCACCUGGCACCCAGCCCCGGGGACACCGUCCACGUGUACCCGCAAUGGCAGAAACUUGUAAUGGAAGGUGAAAAUAAUCCAGUCAUUCUCAACACACACUUCAGCCAGAAGGUCCUGGAGGACGGGGCCUGUGCAGGGGGGCGAGUCUCAGCUGGAAAGUGCACCCCGUACCCUUUGACUAGGGUGUUCCAUCUGAUGGAGAACAGCGCUGUCUCUGAGGAAAAGCUUGCUGCCAAAACGGGAGAGUCGUGGGGUGUCGGCGAUGCGAUGUGCGACUCCCUGCUGGAGGUGAUCGAGGGAUACGGCGUGGCAGGCUGGAUGGGGCGAGAUGUUUCAGUGGUGGUGCAGAGGGUCUACUGCCUUCACAUCCAAGAGCCCUCUUCCCAGCCUCUUCUCAAACACAGACUGCCUGGAACUGAGCCUCUCCAGCCCAGAUACAGGCUCUGCCUCCUGGUCCAGGACGCGUAUGGGCUGUUCAGCGAGGUGGCGCUCCACCAGCUCUCCCCAGAAGACAGCCUGCAGCAGCACAUCAGGAAGUGGGAAGGGAGCUGGUGUGUGCUGAAGAGCAUGAAGGUGCUGCAGAGAGCUACACGGGCCAGGGCUGCUGGGCUCUUCAGUCUUAUUGACAGCCUGUGGCCUCCCAUGGUGCCCCUCAGAGUCCACGGGAAAGCCCAGAGCAGCCAGGACGACAGAGCCAAGCUUCCAGCCCCAAGCUUCUGUUACUUGCUCUCAGCCCAAAGGGGUGAAGGCUCUGUAGAUGAGCUGCUGCAUCCUGCACCAGGACUAUAUCUGCCUGCUGUGGUGCACACACUGAGAGAAAUACUGCAGCGCGUCCCCCAUGGCCAUCGCUGUAGCUUCACAGCCACAGUCAUUUACAAGAGACAGCAGGGUUCUGGCCCGAGGCAGAGCGAAUUCUGGCUGUUUGUGACUGAUCCCAGCCUGCAGAGAGAGGCGGAGGAGGGCGGUGAGGAGCUGAACAGGACAGUGGGUGUGUGUGUGAGCUCCUCCUGCGUUCUUCACCCAGCCGUGCUCGAAGCACUGAGCACCUCCUUCGUCUGCAGCCUGACAUUUAAAGACGCCGUGAGAGAAGACGGUUUGAUCCAAUGCGUGGAGCGCUCAGUGAUACAGCUGGACACCCUGACUUCCGCACCUGGCUCGGACGGUCUGGCCACUGAGGGCCCACCUCUUCGCCAUCCCAUAAAGCUGGAUCUGCUGGGUCCCGCAGCUACCGCCAACUCUCUGGGCAUGCUGCAAGGUGUGGUUGUCGGCGUGGAUGAGGACACAGCCUAUUCCUGGCCAGUCUGUAGCCUAUGUGGGAGUGACCGGUUGGAGGCCUUGCAUGGGGAGCAUCAAGCAUUGUUCUGCAGUUUCUGUAACACUACAGUGGUCAACCCUACAAUGAAGAUGCAGCUUGAAGUCUUUUUAAGUUGUGCAUCAUUCAGUCAGUGCACCAUUAAAAUAAAGCUGCUACAAGAUACCAUCGUGUCUUUCCUGAACUUCACCCCAUCUGGCAGUGAGGGUUACACGGUGGAGAAUGUGUUGGGGAAGGAGGUGGGCCCCCUCGCCACUUACGUUCGUGUUGUAACAAGGAAGCCGGCACUCUGGGUCGGCCUGGAAGAAAUCAGCCUCAGCAAAGGCUAUUCAAACGAGGCGCUACAGGAGUCUGGCCCCGCCCCCGUCCCCACAAACGAAAGGGAAAGAAUCUGAAGAGCAUGUGGAGCACGAGUCACACCUCGGCGGCAGUCAGGACUGGGCUCCUCGUCGCACGCCUGGCGCACAGCAACAUCAAACAGACGAGUCAUGUGGACCUCCAGGGAAGACGCACCAAUAUAGCUGCAUGUGCAGUCUUCAAACGUCUUGGCCCUCCUGACAGAGGAGUUUCAAAAUACCCUCCUAGUACAGCAACCGACCGUUUAAGUACAUCGAACAGAAAGAGUUUCUGAUUUAUUCACAUAUAAAUCAGGACACUGGAAAUGAGAUGAAGCUGCAGACCUGAACGUGUGGUUUACCUGCGCCGUGAUGCUACUUGGUCCCUUCUGAUCCCUCAGCACGAGCUGAGAACAGAACCCCAGGUGCCCUCUGAGACUACUGUGUCACCUGCUUUAUAUCCACUAAUCACUCACCUUGCUCACUGUCAGUCUUUCCUGAUUAAAAUUUGAACAGCCUCCUUUCUGUGGGUAAGCAACAUUGACUGUGGAAAGAUUUCACAGUAAUGUCAAAUCAUCACAUGUCAAAUAUAAACUGUUACUUUACCAAAUGUAUAGGCUGUCACACUAGAGACCAGGUUUGAGUUCAUUCCUCCUGGCAUAUGGGAAUGUGUACAUGGUUGUACUAAUAAACACCACAUGGAAUUGAUUAAUUUCA